This is a messenger RNA of Trichoderma reesei QM6a, 1539 nucleotides long. RefSeq lists its product as uncharacterized. NCBI's taxonomy places the organism in Eukaryota, Fungi, Ascomycota, Sordariomycetes, Hypocreales, Hypocreaceae. The record is from RefSeq and is a predicted model, not a curated record. Bases 1 to 1539 code for a protein of 512 amino acids. Gene Ontology annotation, molecular function: FAD binding; oxidoreductase activity. The transcript is spliced from 2 exons.
AUGGCACCUAUUCCUGGCGUCAGCGGUGAGCAGAGCGAAUUCGGCACUGCGAGCUAUGAGCAAUGGAGGCAACAAUACGCCACAUCCAGCCAUGAAACUGACCACGACAUGCAUCCUGGCCAUAUCAUUCGCGCCUUGAACACCAAGGAUAUCAAAGCCGUCAUCGCGUACGCCAAGCAAAAUGGCAAGGCGAUAGCCAUACGCAGUGGCGGCCAUCAGUAUAGCGGUGCUUCGUCUACAGGCCAAUCUAACAUUCAGUUGGACCUUCGAAACACUUUCAAGGUCCCAGGAGAGGAUUUGUCCCUCAUACACCAAGGCGAUGAGACUCAAGUUCGGACCAGUGUCAGCUGGAGCUUGCUUGAGAUUAAUUCUUUCUUGGGCGCCAACCAUCUAUUCGUUCCGCACGGGCAGUGCCAGUCUGUCUGCAUUGGUGGUCAUGCUCAGACUGGAGGCUAUGGCCAGCUGGGUCGUAGUUUUGGACUGAUGGGAGACCACAUUGUCAAACUUGAGUUUAUCGAUCACGACGGCGUCGAGAGAAAGAUUGCCCCAGCAAGCCACCCCGAGGAGUUCUUCGCUUGGACUGGUGGUAGUCCUGGAAAUUUGGGAGUCCUGACUCACAUCACUCUCAAAGUCUACCGAGAUGCAGACUAUCAAGGAUCUCGAGGUCUCAAGGGUCUUCACAUCUACACGCCCGAGGCUCUUCAAAAGCUUCUACAGGUCUUGGCCGAGAUGAACGAUGACGAAGAGUUUCCUCGUAACUAUGAUCUGUGCAUCACAGUAAUCAGCGAGGACUAUCCUCUUGAUGGCAUCUUUGACCUCAAACGACUUACCAAACAAAGGACCGGGCUUUGCAGACUUGACGGAGCUUCACUCUUGCCCCUGAUUGUCAUCUAUGCACAGUGGGUGCCAUUCAAGAGCACCGACAAACCGGAUGAGACGUGGUUCGACAAGCUCAAAGACGGCGCCGUUGUCAAUGAUGACCGCGUCAGGCCCAUGUCAGAACUGACAGCGGAAUGGAUCUUCCGCAAGGAUCGUGAAUACAAUCUCCCCUAUGUGAAGCGCACAUAUGCGACCACAGCCACGAACCUGAGCAAGAACGGCUGGGUAGACUGGACCGCUGGACGCAUAGAUGAGGUGGUCAAGUCUACGGGAAACUACAUCGCUGCUCAAAUACAGCCUUACGGUGGGAAGUAUGCCCGUUUUAGGGUCAACGAUGAUGGACGAAGCGCAUACAGCUGGCGGGAUUCCACGAUGGUCUUGGGUCUCGACAACUUCUACGUUCCUGGAAACGGCAAUAAAGAAGACGCAGAGGCAUGGGCAGCUGUCAAUGAACACCAGGGCAUUGGCAUGAAUAAAUACUUCAGUACGCAAGAUCGACGCGUUCUCUGGGGAUCAUGGGGCAGCUAUAACCUUCACAGCGUUUGGCCAUGCUACUAUGAGACUGAGGCAAAGUACAAGAAGCUCCAGAGAGCUAGAAAGGCGGCUGAUCCAUAUGGGGUCUUUACCCCCAACUCUUUUUCUGUCUUGCGCGCUGAUUAG